Messenger RNA from Rosa rugosa (rugosa rose), 3269 nucleotides. Its product is annotated as calmodulin-binding transcription activator 5. NCBI's taxonomy places the organism in Eukaryota, Viridiplantae, Streptophyta, Magnoliopsida, Rosales, Rosaceae. The transcript is spliced from 14 exons. Gene Ontology annotation, molecular function: protein binding; transcription coregulator activity; double-stranded DNA binding. Gene Ontology annotation, biological process: regulation of transcription by RNA polymerase II. Bases 272 to 3019 code for a protein of 915 amino acids. The record is from RefSeq and is a predicted model, not a curated record. Gene Ontology annotation, cellular component: nucleus.
AUAAGCAAAAGGCAAAAAGUCUCGGCCUUUAUUGGUCGGUAAAAUUCAAGACUUCUCCUUUGCAAUUGUUUAUUGAGUCAAGCUCCUACUCAUUUGAGUCAUUUCCCUGGCUUCGUUUGGUGGACAAUCAUAGAGGUGUUGAGGCUACACUGUCAGAGCUCUCUCUCUCUCUCUCAGUUUCUCUAUCUAAACCUCCGUUUUUCAUCAGGUGUUUAUGGGUUUGGGGUUUGAGUGAGAGAAUCGCUGGGAAAAGUUUUGAACUUUUGAGGAGAUGGACAAACCGCUCGUGGGUUCUGAGAUUCAUGGAUUUCAUACAAUGCAAGAUUUGGAUGUUGACACUAUUAUGGAGGAAGCCAAAGGACGAUGGCUCCGCCCAAACGAAAUUCAUGCAAUACUCUAUAAUUACAAGUAUUUCACCAUCCAUGUCAAGCCAGUGAACUUGCCCCAAAGUGGCACCAUUGUAUUGUUUGACCGUAAGAUGCUUAGAAACUUCAGGAAAGAUGGUCAUAACUGGAAAAAGAAAAAAGAUGGGAAGACAGUCAAAGAAGCUCAUGAACACUUGAAAGUUGGUAAUGAAGAAAGGAUUCAUGUAUACUAUGCCCAUGGCGAGGAUAGCCCAACCUUUGUCCGGAGGUGUUAUUGGCUGCUUGAUAAGAGUCUAGAACACAUAGUCCUUGUUCAUUACCGUGAAACUCAAGAGUUGCAGGGUUCUCCAGCCACACCUGUGAAUUCCAAUUCAAAUUCUAGUUCUGUCUCAGACCCAUCUGCUCCUUGGCGUCUAUCAGAAGAACUUGACUCCGGGGCUAACAAUUCAUAUUAUGGUGGUGCAAAUGAACUUUUAGAGCCUGGUAUUGGUUUGAAUGUUAAUAAUCAUGAACAAAGGCUCCAUGAUAUCAAUACACUUGAAUGGGAUGAACUUUUGGUUACAUAUGAUUCCAAAGGAGACAAAGUUUCAGGCUUUGACCAGCAGAAUCAACUUGUGGGAAAUGGCGCCAUAAGUGGUGGAACCAGUGGUUUACCAGCUGAAGUUUCUUCUUUUGGCAAUUUACUCGAUCCAAGUGUGAGGACAGGAAACAUUCAUUUCAAUCUUCCAGACAGUAAUUAUGUUCAGACACUGGAGGGUGAGGUGAAUUCAAAUGCACAGAGAAUGGAUUCUGUUGUCAAGGGCCCCUGUGAUUCCUCGGACAUUUUGGGUAAUGAUGGAUUGCGUAGUCAGGACAGUUUUGGGAGGUGGAUAAACCAGAUUAUGACCAACUCUCUGGGUUCAGUGGAUGACCCAGUGCUUGAAUCCUCAUUUCCAGCUUCUCAGAGUUCAUUUGCUUCUCCAGCAAUGGAACAUAUUCAAUCUUCUGUUCCUGAGCAAAUAUUUAUCAUAACCGAUGUUUCACCUGCAUGGGCUUUCUCAAAUGAGAAAACAAAGAUUCUGAUCACUGGCUUCUUUCAUCAAGAGUUUUUGGAUCUUGCGAAGUCCAAUCUACUUUGUAUCUGUGGCGAUGUAUGUAUUCCUGCUGAAAUUGUUCAGGUUGGGGUAUAUCGAUGUUUCAUACCACCACAUGUGCCCAGAUGUGUGAACCUUUUCAUUAGUCUUGAUGGUCAUAAACCCAUCAGCCAAGUACAAAAUUUUGAAUAUCGAUCUCCUGUAAUGAGUAACUUAGUAGUUCCUUCAGGAGAGAACAAAUCGGAAGAGUUCCAAUUACAGAUGCGGCUUGCUCAUUUGCUUUUCUCAUCAUCUAAAAGCUUGAACAUUGCAUCUAGUAAAGUAUCACCACAUACCCUCAAAGAAGCCAAGAAGUUUUCCCAUAGAACUUCUCACAUAUCAAAUAGCUGGCAAUAUUUGAUCAAGUCAAUUGAAGUCAACAAUACUCCUUUACCACUGGCAAAGGAUAGUUUGUUUGAACUUAUUUUGAAGAACAGACUAAAAGAUUGGCUGUUGGAGAAAGUUCUUGACAGCUCUAAAACCAAAGAAUAUGAUGGUCAUGGUCAAGGAGUAAUCCACUUAUGUGCUAUUCUAGAUUAUACCUGGGCUGUUCGAUUGUUUUCAUGGUCUGGCUUGUCAUUAGACUUUCGUGAUAGACGUGGAUGGACAGCCCUUCAUUGGGCAGCAUAUCAUGGAAGGGAGAAAAUGGUUGCAGUUCUAUUAUCUGCAGGGGCAAAGCCAAACUUGGUCACAGAUCCCACUUCAGAAAACCCUGGUGGUUGCACUGCUGCUGAUCUUGCAUUUAUGAAGGGUUAUGAUGGCUUAGCAGCUUAUCUUUCAGAAAAGGCUUUGCUAAGACAAUUUGAGGACAUGAGUAUAGCUGGAAAUGUUAGUGGUUCCCUCCAAACUAACACAAACUGUUAUGAGCACUCUGAGAAUCUCAGUGAGGAAGACCUGUAUCUGAAGGAUACUUUAACAGCCUAUAGGACAGCUGCUGAUGCAGCAGCACGAAUACAAGCUGCCUUCAGGGAAAACGCACUAAAAUUAAAGACUAAAGCAGUUGAAUCUUACAUUCCUGAGGAUGAAGCACGCAGUAUAAUUGCAGCAUUGAAGAUUCAACAUGCAUUUCGCCACUAUGAUACACGAAAAAAGAUGGCAGCUGCUGUCCGUAUUCAAUAUAGGUUCCGUACAUGGAAGAUACGUCAAGAGUUCCUUAAUAUGCGCCGUCAAGCUGUCAAAAUUCAAGCUGCUUUUCGAGCCUUCCAAACGCGGAAGCAGUACCGCAAAAUUCUAUGGGGAGUCGGAGUGCUUGAGAAAGCUGUUCUGCGGUGGCGCUUAAAGAGAAAAGGGCUUCGGGGGCUUCAGGUUGAUCCCAUUGAAGCUGAUGGAGAUGAGAAGCAGGAAAGUGAUACAGAAGAGGACUUCUAUCGAAACAGCCGAAAACAAGCUGAAGAGCGUGUUGAGAGAUCCAUUGUGCGGGUUCAGGCCAUGUUCCGCUCCAAAAAAGCACAGCAAGAAUAUAGUAGGAUGAAGUUGGCUCAUACUGAAGCAAAGCUGGAAUAUGAAGAUAUUUUCGACCCUGACAAUAACAUGCGUGGAUAGUUGAAGAAGUUUUGAAGCAAAUGAUAACAUCUGUGUUGGAGUUCUGUACUAUGUGUAGCAUGUACAUGUUGUAAAUGCUAGGAUGUUUAGCUUCGAGUAUUUUGACCCUUUCAGACGGUCUUAAAAUUGUUUGGUCGGUCACAGUUCAUUACAGGGUCAGUACUUUAAUACUGGUUCUUGGUUUUCAAUGUUCUUGGUAAUGUUAGUACUGUUCUUGUUUUUAAUAUUACGGAGUCAGGCUGUUGCUUCA